This is a messenger RNA of Megalobrama amblycephala (Wuchang bream), 2559 nucleotides long. RefSeq names its product dual specificity phosphatase 4 (gene dusp4). The transcript is spliced from 4 exons. Gene Ontology annotation, molecular function: protein tyrosine/threonine phosphatase activity; MAP kinase tyrosine/serine/threonine phosphatase activity. Gene Ontology annotation, cellular component: cytoplasm; nucleus. Bases 135 to 1238 code for a protein of 367 amino acids. NCBI's taxonomy places the organism in Eukaryota, Metazoa, Chordata, Actinopteri, Cypriniformes, Xenocyprididae. Gene Ontology annotation, biological process: endoderm formation; protein dephosphorylation; negative regulation of MAPK cascade. The record is from RefSeq and is a predicted model, not a curated record.
GAGAACUGCCCCUGGUAGUAAAGCUCUCAGGAGGGUAACACAACAUUACACUGCGCACUGGCAACGCUGGAUUUGACGUAUUAUUGUUAUUAAACCACAGUCUGACCGUGACCAGUCCCCAUCGGAGGAGGAAAAUGGUCACCAUGGACGAACUUAGUGAAAUGGAUUGCAGCGUUUUGAAGAGGCUGAUGAAGGACGACAGUGCGAAAUGUCUACUUUUGGACUGUAGAUCGUUUUUAGCGUUCAGCGCAGGUCACCUUCGCGGUGCUGUAAAUAUUCGCUGUAACACGAUAGUUCGGAGGCGAGCGAAAGGCUCCGUUAGUUUGGACCAGAUUCUGUCCGGUGACGAUGAAGCGAGAGCCCGUCUAAAAUCAGGACUGUACUCCGCCGUGAUCUUGUACGACGAGCGGACCUCCGACACAAACAAUAUGAAAGAAGACAGCACAAUCACCCUGGUACAUAACGCUUUGUGUAGGGAUACAUUUAGGACAGAAGUCUAUCUGCUUAAAGGAGGCUACGACCGAUUUUCCACACAGUAUCCCGAUUACUGUCUGAAAACCAAAACAUUGGCCGUAUCCAGCCCUCAGUCCAGUGUGGAGACCAGCUGCCCCUCCUGCGCAACUCCCCAGCAUGACCAGGGUGGGCCUGUGGAAAUCCUCCCCUUUUUAUUCCUUGGCAGUGCUUUCCAUGCGUCUAAAAAGGACAUGCUAGAUCGUAUGGGCAUUUCUGCUCUAUUGAAUGUAUCUUCAAACUGUCCGAACCAUUUUGAAGGGGAUUACCAGUACAAGUGUAUCCCGGUGGAAGACAACCACAAGGAGGACAUCAGCUCUUGGUUCAUUGAAGCCAUUGAAUUUAUAGACUCUGUCAAAGAUUCCAACGGGCGUGUUCUGGUGCACUGUCAGGCUGGCAUCUCGCGGUCGGCCACUAUCUGCCUGGCGUACCUGAUGAAGAAGAAGCGGGUACGUCUGGAAGAGGCCUUCGAGUUCGUUAAACAGCGGCGCAGUAUCAUCUCCCCCAACUUUAGUUUCAUGGGUCAGCUGCUGCAGUUUGAGUCUCAGGUGCUGGCCACUUCCUGUUCUGUAGAGGCCGCCAGCCCUUCCGCCACUCUAGGCCCCAAGUCUUCCUCUACCCCCACGUCACCCUUCAUCUUCAGCUUCCCCGUGUCAGUGGUGACGCACAGCCAGCCCAGUAGCCUCACCUACCUACAGAGUCCCAUCACAACAUCGCCAAGCUGCUGAUACAAUGCGAAAAAACUGCACGCGCACACCGGGAAGGCCAAAUUUCUCGGACAAUAUUUCACUCGGCACAAUCACACGGUCGUUCCAGCUGAGCUGCAGCUUUUUUAUUUUUAUUUUUGACAGCUUCACUGGUAACCCACCAUCAUCUAACUCACUUUGCAGUCUUUAUUGCGCAUUAAUAUCAGAAUAGGUCGUAAUAUCCUGUGGGGACAGUUCAUCUCCUUCAUUUCCUGUGGUUCACUUCCAAAGACUUUUCAUUUGGGCGGUGGGGCAAAUGGGGAUGAAGUGCAGGAGGUCCUUCGACCCUGACAGGUUCUUCGCAUUGCAUCUGGACUUCCCAUUUAUCAGUUCCUCUUUCGCCGGCCUUCCUGAAUUCCUUUAAUAGAGACAGCCGUGGCAUGACCUUUGGCAGGAAGUGUCAUUCAUCAAGUUGGUUUUGCAUUUGUCAGUGCCUUGUACAGAGAAGGUACACGAACACUUUUACUCACAUCUGCCCCAUUGCCUUUCCUUCAGAACGAUCGUGAACAAGACAUUCAAAGCAUUUCAAUCUGCAAUAUAGAUCCACUCAUGUCACAGAUCAGAGCAAUAACCUGAUUCUCCUUCCUCCCAGUCGCCACCAAAGCACUGUAUGGUCUGUUUUCUUUUGUUAUAUUGUUUGAUCAUGAUUUGAAAUGUCAGAUUUUUUUUUUGCCAAUUUGUACUGAGGAGAUCUCAUGAAUUAUUUCUGCUGUAUGCCUUACCAACUAUGACUGUGGCGUUCUUCCGCAUGGAAUGUUCUCAUUAAUAGACUAUUUAAGGAAUAGUUGAUAAUGAUGCCGGGUUAUACACUGAAACUUUUUACACUGGAGAUUGGGAUUAUUGGGAAGCCACUUUCCUAUGAGUCAAUUUUUUUUUUUAUUCCCUUUUGAGAAGCUCUGUGAGGGGAAACAUGCCUUGAAGAGUCCAUAUAGCAGAUGGUAUACGUAUGUGUGUUCAGACCUACUUUUUUAUGAGAUUGUGGGAACCUUUUAUAGCACUUUUAAGUGAUGCAAAAUUGAUUUGAGGUUUGUUUUGCACCUCGCCGGAAUUGAAGUUAUAAGUGAGCAGCAUUCCCUCUCCAUUUUUUGGGUAAAUUACGUGGUCUGUUUGUCUGUCAAUCACUGAUGAGAUGAAUGCAAUAAUUUUUACUGUACUUGUGAAAUGUUAUUGUCUGACGACUCAUGGCAAUAUCAUUAAGAGGGUUAAGAUUUUUUUUUAACUCUACCAUGUUCUAUUGUAUUAUUAUAUGUACAUUUUAUUUAUCUCACGAUUGUCAUUGUUAAAUAUAAACUGUGUUCUUUAA